Messenger RNA from Tetranychus urticae (two-spotted spider mite), 1700 nucleotides. RefSeq lists its product as uncharacterized. NCBI's taxonomy places the organism in Eukaryota, Metazoa, Arthropoda, Arachnida, Trombidiformes, Tetranychidae. Gene Ontology annotation, cellular component: U2-type spliceosomal complex; RES complex. The record is from RefSeq and is a predicted model, not a curated record. Gene Ontology annotation, molecular function: RNA binding. Gene Ontology annotation, biological process: mRNA splicing, via spliceosome.
AAGAAUGUUGAAGAGAUGUUUACAUGUUGUUGACAUGAAACUUGUGUAGUGCAUCUGGUUAAAGUGCCUUCUAAUUUAUUGGAUUACUAAUUUAAACUAUCCUGCUUCUUGUUACUCAAAGAAUUAGUGGAUAUUUCCCUCUGCACUGCCGGCUUGUUUUACAAAUCUUUCCAAAUUUUGUCAACCAUUCAGGAUGAGUUCUAAGUCGUAUCCUCGUCCUAUCGAUCACAAAGAAUACCUUCGAAUAAAGUAUGGAGCUGGUGAAGAUUUAAAUGGAAAACCUAAGAAAAGGAGGAAGAAAGAGAUUGAUGAAAUAAGCAAAGAGACUAACUUCAAAAUCUUUGAUGAUGAUAUUGAGCUGAAAAAGAUAAGAAAGAAAAAAGUGAUCGAUGACUUGGAUGUUUAUUUCGGCGUCCAAGAAGACAGACCUGUUGUUGAAGAUGUCAUAGACGAAAGGCCGUUAGCUUUAAAACACAAGGAUGGCAAGAAUUCUAAGUGGAAGCCUUUGCAUGACGAUAAAGAUGAAGAUGAAACUAGUACAGAUGUUCCGGUUAAAAUGCGAUCAGUUGUCGGAGAGAAUAAAGCAGAUAUCAAGAAAAAGAAAGUUAAUCAUGGAUUGACAUCAGCUGGAGAGAUGAGAGAGGAAAGGAAAAGAUUAAAAGAAGAAGAAGCUCGAAUGCUUGAAAAGCUGGACCCUCAAUUAACUGGUAAAGGAGCUAAAUCCGUGUACCGUGAUAAAAAAACUGGAAGAGUUAGAGAUCUUGAAAAGGAAGCUGCCAGGGAAAAAGAAAAGGAAGCUAAACACGCUGCAGAGAGACAAAAGUUCAAAGAAAAGACUGCAGGACUUAAACAAAUCGAGGAGACUAAAAAGAGAAUUGAAGAUGAAGCAAUUGAAAUGGAGAAACCACUUGCUAGAUAUGAAGAUGAUGCUGAUCUCGAAGCUCAUUUAAAAGAGUUGUGUGCUAAUAGAGAGUUGCAUGAUGAUCCAAUGGCUGCAUAUUUUCGAGAAAAAAAACAGCAAAAAGACAAAGAAGAUGAACUUAGCGGUGAUAAAAAAAGUAAAUUAGUUUACAAAGGAUCAGUCCCAGCUCCACCAAAUAGAUUCAAUAUUCCUCCAGGUCACCGUUGGGAUGGUGUUAAUAGGAGUAAUGGUUAUGAACAAAAGUAUUUCGCCAGUUUAGCUGAAAAAGAAGCCAUCAAAGAAGAAGCCUAUCGAUGGUCAACCGAGGAUAUGUAAAUAAUGUAAAAACCUUAACUGAAUGCUGUAAGCUUACAUGGACAUGUACAAUUCAGCCAGGAGAGAAACAGUCAUUUUUAUCAUAAAAUUUUGUCCCAACAACUUUAAUCUGAGCCAUGCUGACGAAGAACACAACUUUUUUUAUUUAAUUUAUUUUAACAUGAUGAAUUUCGAAAGAAACUGUUUUUCUCUCUGAACCUAAAUAUUAUUUAAUGUCCCUCAAUGGACAUUAUAUUUUAUGAAAAGGGUUUCGAUCAGAGCAAUUACUUCGCUAAUCGCUCGACAAGAUCCAUAAUCUGAGGAUCCUUCACCAGAAGGAAUUAAUUAAACUCAGGUUGUGCAGAAUCGUGAUCAGUCAAAAGAUUCUGGGAACUUAAUUUUUGGUUAUUUUGGAGGAGGAAGAAGAGUUUAAGCUCUUUUUCGCCUCCACCUAAAAAAAUAAAAGCAGAUUUUAUUCCAUUUA